AUGCCUAGCCCAGUGGCAGAUCUUAAUCCUUCUCCUUGUGACAUUCGGUUAGAAAAGGAACCUUCUUUGAUUGCUUUGGCUUUAGGACCUUUUGAAGGCUGGAAGCCUGUGAGAGUAAACUCCCAACUCCUUAAGUCUCCAGUUCAACAGGGUUUACAACAAGCCCUUAAAGAAGGUGAGGAUGUAUCUGCAUUUUCUCUGGCCUACCCAGUUUUUGAGGCUCAGGAUGUUCAAGGAAGCAUUGUUCGUCAACAUGCUCCAAUUCCUUUUCAGCAAUUAAAAGAAUUAAAAAUGGCUUGCGCCCAAUAUGGGCCGACUGCCCCUUUUACUUUAGCGGUGCUAGAUUCUCUUGCAACUGAGGCCUUGCCACCUUCUGAUUGGAAACAGAUUGCUAAGGCUUGCCUAGCUGGAGGAGAUUAUUUGUUAUGGAAAUCUGAAUAUUCAGAACAAUGCCAGAAAGUAGCAGAUCUUAAUAGACAGCAAGGAGAACUUAGUGUAAUUUAUGAGAAGCUAGCAGGAGAGGGAAUUUAUGCUGAGGUUACUCAGCAAUUAGGUUUUCCCCCAGGUGUGUAUGCUCAGAUUAAUACUGCUGCUAAGAAUGCUUAAAAACUUCCUUCAUCUGGAUGAGCGUCAGAAGAUAUUUCUAAAAUCAGACAAGGGCCGGAUGAACCUUUUCAAAAUUUUUUAGAUCGUUUGUUACAAACUGCCAGGAGAGUCAUAGGAGAAUCUGAAGCUGGUAUAGUUUUAGUAAAACAAUUGGCCUAUGAGAAUGCUAAUUCUGCCUGCCAAGCUGCCCUUCGCCCUUUUAGAAAGAAGGCUGAUUUAUCAGAUUAUGUUCGCUUGUGUGCAGAUAUAGGUCCUUCUUACACUCAAGGCCUUGCCAUGGCUGCAGCUUUACAAGGAAAAACUGUAAAAGAGGUUUUAUAUCAACAACAUAGCAGGGGCCCUCCAAAAAAGGGAAAUAAUGGAAAUUGCUUUGGCUGUGGUCAGGCAGGACAUUUAAUACGAGACUGCCCACAACAUAAAAAAAAUGGAUCUUUUUCAAAGCCUCCUAAAGAACGUGGUUUAUGUCCUAAAUGUAAAAGAGGAAAACAUUGGGCCAAUGAAUGCAGAUCUAAAAAAGAUAUUAUGGGUAAUCCUAUCCAGUCAAAUGGAUGGAGGGGCCAGCCUCAGGCCCUGUAUCAAAUUUUGGGGGCAUUUCAGAAUCCGAAACCUCAGAUCAUCCCUCAAAAUCAGUCAAAAAAUCUGUUCAGGACUUAUCCCGAGCCACCUUAG
Molecule: messenger RNA, 1275 nt
Organism: Fukomys damarensis (Damara mole-rat)
Lineage: Eukaryota; Metazoa; Chordata; Mammalia; Rodentia; Bathyergidae
Product: endogenous retrovirus group K member 10 Gag polyprotein-like
Biological process (GO): viral process
Molecular function (GO): nucleic acid binding; zinc ion binding
Source: RefSeq, a predicted model, not a curated record